AUGGGCGAUUUUAACUCGAUGCUUUUUCCUCAUGAUGGGUUGGGAGGGUCGUCUACGCGUAAUUCGGAUAUGGAAGAGUUUCACAUUUGUCUAGAAGAUGUUGAGCUUUUUGAUAUCCCUUAUCAAGGGUGCCAAUAUACUUGGAUUCAGAAGCCGUCAGGGGAUGGAGGUAUUCUUCAUAAAUUAGAUCGGAUUUUGGGGAAUUUGGCAUUUAUUGAUAAUUUUGGGGAUGCUUCGGUUGUUUUUGGACCAAGAGGAAUUUCUGACCAUUCUCCGGGUAUUCUAUCAAUUAAAGUUGGGAGAAGAAUUCGAAAUCGUGGUUUUAAAUUUGAUAAUUUCUUGACUUCUCAUGAAGCUUUUCUUAGUUCGGUCGAGAGUGUUUGGGGCAAACCGAAAACAGGCUCAUAUAUGAAAAAAGUUCUUCUGAAAUUGAAAGAUAUGAAAGGGGUCUGUCGUCGUCUAAGAAAUUCGUAUGGCUGCUUGGAUAAGAGGGUAACCGUUUUAAAGUCGGAACUUGAUGUAGCUCAAUUGGCUUGUGACUUAGAUCCGUUUAAUGUUUUACUAAAAGAGGAUGUUGCUCACUUAUUAUUAGCUUAUCAACAAGCUAGGAAUGAGCAAUUGGAAAUGUUCMGACAAAAGGCGAAGAUUUCUUGGUUGAAUGAGGGGGAUGGAAACACAAAGUUCUUUUUUCACUCCAUGAAAGAGAAGCGCAAUAGAAAUCACAUUGCUGCUAUUAAAGACUCUUCUGGUAUGGCUCCGGGUUCGGAUGGGUUUUCUUUGAAAUUCUUUAAGUCUGCUUGGAGUGUGGUGGGUCGAGAUAUUCUUAUUGCGGUUCACAAUUUCUUCUACUCAGGCACUUUAGAGUAUCAGUUGAACCACAAUCUGCUUUGCCUUAUUCCGAAAAUUCCGAAUGCUUCUUGUGUGUCUGAUUUUCGGCCUAUAUCUUGUUGCAACGUGUUACUGAAAUGUAUUAGUAAAAUCAUUGCUGACAGGAUGAAAGGCUCUUUGGAUGACCUUAUUAGUAAGGCUCAAUCAGCUUUCAUUCCUGGCAGACAGAUUUCUGAUAACAUCUUAAUGGCUCAUGAGCCUGUUGCCGGGUACCAGAAACAUCAGGAGGAACCAAAAUGCGCUUUCAAGAUUGAUAUUCGCAAAGCUUAUGACACUGUUAACUGGCAGUAUCUUCUGGUGAUGCUGAAAGGACUGGGUUUUCAUCCAGUUAUGAUAAAUUGGAUAAAAUCGCUAAUGUCAACGCCAACUUUCUCUGUGUGUGUUAAUGGUCAGACGAAAGGUAUUUUUCAUGGAAAACGAGGGCUUCGACAAGGAGAUCCAAUAUCUCCUUAUUUGUUUACGGUAGUAAUGGAAGGACUCUCGAUGAUCCUAAAAAAGUGUAUUGAUGAGGAGGUGAAUUUUGCUUACCAUCAAGGCUGUGAAGAUCUCAAGUUAACUCAUUUAUGUUUUGCAGAUGAUCUUUUUAUUUUCACUCGAGGGGAUGCGAUUUCGGUUGAAGUUAUCAAACGGGCCCUUCAAAUGUUUGAAGUUCGAUCGGGUUUGUCUCCGAGUCUUGAAAAAAGUGAGGUAUUUUUUGGCAAUGUUGAGUUGGACGUUCAACAAGUUAUUCGAAAUUGCCUCCCAUUUCGUCCGGGGGUGUUUCCUAUUCGUUACUUGGGUGUUCUUCUAUCUCCGGUUAGAUUGAAGAAUGGGGGUCUUGGUAUGAAAAGACUGGCGCUUUGGAAUAGGUGUUUGUUGUUUAAGCAUAUUUGGGAUAUUCUUACUAAAAGAGAUUCCAUGUGGGUGUCUUGGAUUCAUUAUAACUGUAUCAGGGGGGGAAAUUUUUGGGUGAUAAAAAAGAGAAAUGAAUGGUCCUGGCUUAUGCGGAAUAUUUUAGAGUUAAGACCUCAUUGUAGGCGUUUCUUUAUUUCGAUUGUGGGUAAUGGGAUGUCUACGCAUGCUUGGGAAGAURAUUGGAGUGCACAGGGUCCCCUAAUCCAUUUGCUUUCUUAUAGGUUCAUAAAUGGCCAUGAGUUUCAUAAUAACUCUACGGUUUAUGACCUAAUGYAAAGAUUUGGUAAUGUGUGGCCAGAUGAAUGGACACAACGCUUUCCUCAGUUGYAGCAAAUGCAGAUUCCUUCCCCUAGUYCUUUUGAGGAUACGAUUAAGUGGCUUGAGCCUAAUAAUAAUAGGCAGCCUUUUAUGGUAAAGGUGGCUUGGAAAACUUUGCAAGAAGAGGGUCCUAUUAUGCAUUGGUACAAGGUGGUUUGGAAUAAAGCUUACAUACCUAAACAUGCUCUCUGUAUGUGGAUGGCAUGUCAGAAAAGACUACCGACCCAAGACAGACUUUGCCAGUGGAAGCAUGAACCUCCUGAUCUGAAAUGUGUGUUUUGCAAUUUGGUGAUUGAAACGCACAWUCACUUAUUCUUUGAGUGUUCUUAUUCGAGGAGUAUUUGGGAGGAAAUAAAGAGGGAAAUAGGGAUCCAGAUAUGUCCGGACAAUUGGGAGGAUAUUCUUAAUAUUGGACAAUUGCAAGGAUGGAAAUUGUGGUCUACGGUUCAAAAACUAGGUAUCUCGGCUACUGUGUAUCACMUUUGGAUGGAAAGGAAUAGAAAGUUUUUUGACAAUCAUAACCGUACUGGAGUUCAAGUUGUGGCUGAUAUCAAGAUUCAGAUUCUUCAACGAAUGGCUUGGAAGACGACAAAGAAGCUUACGAGAAUUAAAUAUGCGUGA
This is a messenger RNA of Cynara cardunculus var. scolymus (artichoke), 2721 nucleotides long. RefSeq lists its product as uncharacterized. Bases 1 to 2721 code for a protein of 906 amino acids. The record is from RefSeq and is a predicted model, not a curated record. Lineage: Eukaryota; Viridiplantae; Streptophyta; Magnoliopsida; Asterales; Asteraceae. The transcript is spliced from 3 exons.